Messenger RNA from Chlorella variabilis, 402 nucleotides. Its product is annotated as expressed protein. NCBI's taxonomy places the organism in Eukaryota, Viridiplantae, Chlorophyta, Trebouxiophyceae, Chlorellales, Chlorellaceae. The transcript is spliced from 5 exons. The record is from RefSeq and is a predicted model, not a curated record. The coding region runs from base 1 to 402 and encodes 133 amino acids.
AUGCGUGAGGUCAAACUCCUAACCAUCACCGUGACCACCGCUUCCGGGCACGGGGUCCACGCCCUGCUCCCCUCGGAGCCCUGCUACUGCACCGUGGAGGUGCCCGGCAACAGGAAGCAGACCGGUUUUGGGAGGGCAAAGGCCGGCUCCAGCGCAUGCCAGUGGGACGAGGCGCUUGAUUUCGAGUACGAGGGAGGCACGCCCAAGGCGCUGCACGUGGAGCUGCACGGCCAGCUGGCGCACGGCGCGGACGACCUGGUGGGUGCUGGGGAUGUGGACCUGCAUGAGGUGCUGGAGCGUGGCACGAAGCAGGUGGUGGAGGUGCCGCUGACCAAGGGGGGGCGGGAGCUGGGCGCUGUGGAGCUGUGCAUACAGCACACAGCCAUGCCCGGUGCCAAAUGA